Molecule: messenger RNA, 10684 nt
Organism: Anneissia japonica
Lineage: Eukaryota; Metazoa; Echinodermata; Crinoidea; Comatulida; Comatulidae
Product: serine/threonine-protein kinase H1-like
Exons: 2
Coding region: 299-1513 (404 amino acids)
Biological process (GO): protein phosphorylation
Molecular function (GO): protein kinase activity; ATP binding
Source: RefSeq, a predicted model, not a curated record
UCUAUCUCUGAGUCCGUUGCGAUCACACUAAAGUAAAAACAAGAAACUCGCUACACUGAAGGUAAACAUGCAAGGUGUUGGGUAAUGAAGUGCUGGUGUUACAAAAACACAGUUUUGUCUAGUGUAGCGGGAGAAGAAAGUCUAAACUUUAGACUGGCAUGGGCAUUACAUGUUGUGUGAAUUGCCAAUUGCCAUGAAUGUUCGUCGUUUGUGCUUUAGAUCGAGUUAUGCCUGAGCCUACUCAAUUUAGUUCUGCCUGCUGUACUUACUCUAUCCAACACGGGCAAUCGCUUCGAAGAUGGGCUGCGGCAGUGGAAAGCUAGCCCCGGAUUCUCCGAUCAUUGGUAAGAAGAAGGACUUAGUAAAACAAGUGGAAACAGGCUUUGGGAAUGGCGUAACUCCCUACUCUAAACCUGACAAUUCACGCCCAAAGAUUCCUAAAUACAAGGUAAAAGUUGAUCCGAGAGUGACAGCCAAAUAUGUUAUUAAAGCACUGAUUGGAACGGGCAGUUUCAGUAGGGUGGUUCGGGUUGAACAUCGAACAACCAAACAACCAUAUGCGAUUAAGAUGGUAGAGAAGAGGAAGGAGGGAAAAGAGGUUUGUGAAACAGAAUUAUCAAUUCUCCGAAGAGUAAGGCAUUCACAUAUUAUCCAGUUGAUAGAAGUAUUUGACAGUAAGGACAGAAUAUACAUGGUGAUGGAACUCGCAACCGGUGGAGAGUUAUUUGAUCGCAUUGUUUCCAAAGGUAAUUUUAAUGAACGAGAUGCAACACAUGUACUGAGAAUGGUGUUAGAUGCUGUGAAGUAUUUGCAUAAUUUGGGUAUUACCCACAGAGACAUCAAGCCAGAAAACUUACUAUAUUAUCAUCCGGGUAAAAAUUCUAAGAUUAUGAUUACAGACUUUGGAUUAGCAAGUUGUCGCAAAGGUGGCGAUGAUGUAAUGAUGAACACAACAUGUGGAACUCCUGAAUAUAUCGCACCAGAGAUUUUAUGUCGGAAAUCGUAUACAAAUGCAGUGGACCUUUGGGCAAUAGGUGUAGUAACCUAUAUUUUAUUAAGUGGUAGAAUGCCAUUUGAUGAUGAAAAUAGAACUAGACUGUAUAGAAAAAUAUUACGAGCAAAGUAUGCAUAUACUGGCGAGCCAUGGAAAGAUGUCUCCGCUGCUGCAAAGGAUUUCAUCGAUAAACUGUUGCGUACAAAUCCAGCUGAACGUAUGACAUGUGCCCAAGCGCUGAAACACCCAUGGAUUGUCACAAAUGCCGGACAGUCUAGCCUGAAGAAUUUACACCGAUCUAUCAGUCAGAACUGGCUGAAACGAACAUCAACGCGUAGCAGGAGCUCCAAGUCAACGCAUUCUACACAAUCAAAUAAAUCCACGCGAUCACGGUUAUCAGGUCGGUCUGCCAAGAGGCGUAUACCGGCGCAGGAAUUGGAUGGACUGGAGAGCAAAACAAGCCUUCGUGAUCCACAAGAGGUAGCUAGGGAGGGUAAGGAGAACAAAUACAAGUUAUAACAUAUGGAAAUUUUAUGCGAAAAUUACAAUAAGAUCAUGGACAAAUUGAGAUGUGACAGGUUAAUAAAUGUCGGCUCUCUAUAAAUAGUAAUGUGAACCCAUGGGACUGGCAAGAGGAAGCCGGCAAACGUGGAUGACAUAAUUUUGAUGGAGUAAAAGAAAUGGUAAUGGCAAGCUUGGAGGAUUUUGUUAAAAUUGAAUGGCCUCCUUAUUGAUCCUGUAAUCCCUUGGUAUAAAACUUAUUUAUGUGUCAUUGCUAAGGCAUGCACGUGUGAAAAAAAAUAUGUGCUAAUUUCAUAAAUUUCUGAAUGUCAUACCAACAGUGGGAGAGGGGGGGGGGUUGGAAUUUAGGAGGUUAACCUGAAAAUGAGUAUCACUGGUUACGCUCAUAUAUAUUUAAACAAAAUUUAUUUUUGUUGAGCAUUAAAAAAAACCAAAUAUUUGAUUUAAUUUUUUAUAUUGUACAGUGGCCACUGAUACUGGAUCUCUUCACUCAAUUCCAUUGUCAUCAUUACAUUUGUAUUGUGUAUGUGUGCCAUGUAUAUUUGGUAUAUGGUUAUUCAUGAUUUAAUGGGAAAAUAUUAACUUAAGAGCACAAAGAGAUAUGCAGAAACUGACAAAUCACAAUUUGAGUAUUCAUUGGGAAAUGUUGUUAUAUUUAGAAUAAUAAUUGAGCUAUGAUCUAAAAUAUAGUAACAUUUUAAAUGGUUCUGCAUCUUACAGUGCAUUCAUUGUUCAUUCGACAUCCCACAAGCUUGAAAACAACAUAAACUCAUGUGUAGGCCUAUAUGUUUGUUAAUUUGCAAAAUGUAUUGAAUUUGUAAAAUGCAUUGGACAGUUGAUUGAUUGUACCUUUUGCUAUGUAUCGUUUGAUUCAAUCAACCGAGAAAUUUAUUUUGAACACAUUUUGUGUUAGUGUACUGUAUGCAACAACUGAUAUACAAUUCUAACUUGUAGAAGUUAAUUGACAACUUGAUGCUAAACCUUGUUUUCUAAACCAUUAGAAUUCCAUUAAGCACCUUGGUAUUUUCUAAUUUAUUUAAAAGUGUAAAAAGCUGUGGGGUAAAAAUGCAAUUCAAUUUAUACAAUUAUAAAUUACUAUACCUCAAAAAUAUUAUUGAUUUAUUUUUUGUAAAAACCAUUGGAAUAAUGCUAGAGGAAGCAGGCAAUGUGGAUGAUUGACAUAAGUUUGAUUGAGUAAAAGAAACGGUAGUGGCCUAUCAAUUUUUGUUAAAAAUCAAUGGGGCUCUAAAAAAUAUAAUAUACCUCAAAAAUAUUAAUUGUAUAAUAACAACAGGAAUGGAAGUUAUUGAUUUCUUUUCUGUAAAAACACUGAAACCAGAUGAAAUUCUUUGAACAGGAGUGGAUUUGAAAUAGCUAAGUGGUUAAGAUGCUUGCCUUAUAAUCCCAGGGUCUUGGGUUCAAUUCUUCUCACACCAGGACUUAUUCUCACUACUCAAAACAACUCCACUCCCUAGGCCUCAAUAAAAAAAAAACUUUGUCUAUAAAGCAUCGUUCCAUCCUGUAAGCGGCGAGUGUACUUAAUAUUGGAUGCGAGGAAAAUAAGAAAAUAAAAUAAAAAAAAUAUUUUCAUUGGUCAAUUCUACCUGGUAAAUGGUGUGGUAGUUUUUCCAAAUUCCGUACUCCUUGUACUACUUGACGUGCGCCAGAUUUACAUGUAUGCGGGGGCCAGAUUUACAUGUAUGCAAACAAUCAUUUGAGGAUUGUUUGCGGAGGGAGGUACCGGUAGUCCCAGUUAUCUAACACCUCAGUAAAGUACUUCACCUCAAUCCAUGUUGUAUUUGUAUAUCCACAGCUUCAUAUUAGUUGUAAAAAAAAUUCUGAAACUCAUGAAAAAAAAAAGGUUGGUUGGCUUCUAUGGUAUCUGCUCUUUCAAUCAAGGAUGGUUUGGCAAUAUGGUUCUUAUGAUAUCCAAUGCUCAAAGGGUGAAUAUUGCAGCCCUCUGUUGGAUUAUAGUAAUUGAAAAGUAUUUUCUAUGCCAAAUUCACCCACAUAAAUAAUCACCUUUAGGUUCUAAACCGUCAUCGAUUAACUAGAGAAUGGUUCAUAUAGUUUGCUUUUUUAAUUAUAAACUUUUUACAGAAAGGUCAUGUAGGACCUUAAGGGAGUGAGUGGGAUGGCUGGAUGGAAUGGUAAUCAAUCACUCAGUUCAUCAGUCAGUCAGUCUGCCAAUCAAUCAACCAAUCAAUCAAUCAAUACCAUUCAACCAAUACAAUUUAUAUCUUUAUUCAUACAAGCAUCCAAAUACAAAAAGAUGAAGCACUUAAAGUAAAAAAUUUAAAUGAGGAUGAAAAGGACCUCCAUGAAACUCCAAUCAAUCAAUCUAUUUCAGAAAUACAAGUCUAUACAUAACAAGUAAUAGAAAGCACAACUUUGAACUACAUUAUAUACCAUACCUAGACUACAGUAUCUUGCAUUUUGGAAUCAUUUCAUAUCCCAAAACGUGGAAAUCAAUUCAAGUGUUUAAAAAUGAAAUAUGGGUAAGGUGGUCGUUCUUGAAUGAUCAAACAGUAUUCUUUGCGAUGUUUGCGACUGUAUUGUGGGAUUGAAUUUGUCAAACAGUACCCUGAGAGCAGGUGGAAUUGAAGGAUUUCAACUUAAAAUUCCAAAAUUCAAUUGUUUCAUCAAAUUCAAGAGCUAAAAAAGUACAAAAGUUUUGUAAUUUUGAGACCAUCUUUUUCAUAUUCGGAACCCCGCCUUCUAAUGUGCCGUAAUGUUUUUUACUCUUGCGAGUAAAAAUGGAUACUCUUCCUUAACCAUCUUUUCAAGAAAAUUAACAUUUUUUAUUGGCCUAUUGAGAGGGGGAGUGGAUAUCUAGAGGAUAUGUUAAAAUUAUGUUAAUUGUCCUCAACCCAUUUACCAUGCGAGUCAAAAACUUGGCUCAAAUAUGCCUAAUGCAAGUCCAUCAAAUGCACUUAGGAAUAAACAGUUUGUUUCUUAUGUAGAUAAUUGCCAAUUUGGAUCCUCUGUGAUUUGAAAGCAUUCAGAUGAUAGCGAUGACGUGGGUAGGGUUAUCAAUAAUAGAUAUUUAUGAGGUUGUUUACCCCUUAACUAUAUAUUCUUCAAAAUAAUAAACAGGUAUAGGAAGAAAGUAACACUGAGAGUUGCAUUUCUCUACACCAGAAUAAUUUCUGUAAAACUUACAACAUAAUAGCAUAGGUGUGUGGCUAGCACCUAUUGCGCAGACUAAGCACUGAUCACUGAUAGGUAGUCUUAGCCCCAGGCAAAGGAUCAGAUUGAAAUAGAAGCCUUAUCCAGGACCUAAAGCCCCUCUGAACAAAGGCUGUACAAUAGCAACCUGCUGUGGUGAUGCACAUACUCCUGUUCAUAUUUCUCAGCAAACAGAGAGUAUCCUCAAACUUCCUCUAGUUGCCAAUUUAGAGCUUGGUCAAUAUUUAAUAUUGUCGGUGUAAAAUAACCUUUGUUGCCAUUCCAAUUUGCAGACAAAAAUAUUCCCAUCGUGUAUUUUUUUAAAAACUUUUUCUCUAUAUGCUUUUACGUCAACUGCUCUUGUCUAUUUCAAUAUGGAUGCUCUACUAAACAUCAGAUAUACCGAUACAUCAUCCACAAAGAUUGACCAUACAUCAUCUACAACAUUUUCCCAUCAUACAAUGCAACAUUCCAGUCUAUUCCAACCCCUCCAACCUUUUAAAAUGUUUUUGUUGCCAAGUAUUGUAAAGAAUUAAAUAAAUUUAAUUAAAAAUACAUAUAUUUUAAAUAUUGUUUAUGUUGUUGAAAAGUACAUUGAGACUGUAUAUAGAUAUGUGCUAUACUAGUUUAAUUGUUAUUAUUUAAAAUACCAUGGUUUGGAGAAUAACAGAAAGAAAAAAAGCAUUCAUCUGUCAUUAUGAGGUAACUGAACCAAUGAGGUAAUUUGAACACAAUUCUUAUUAAGAGAAUGUAGCUGAAGAUUGAUUCAGGGCGUAAAGCAUGGUCAUCGACCGGUGGUAUACUGAACAAAACCACAGUCACCAUUCCAAUCCAUUCCAUCUUUUAUUUUAGAUGGAUUUAUAUGGUUUUAUAUAAAUUUGUUGAAUCCUAUCCAAGUGGUUGGAAAUAUUUAAACUACAAUUAAUAACAUCUGUUAUUAAAAGAAAUACCUGAAAUGUUACUGCUGGUUGGUGGUAAAUUAAAACUACAUAGAGAAGUUUAAAGGUUAGUUUCUCCAAUUGAUUUAUUCAAAAGGUUGCACACAUUGACCUCUGCUUUGUUCUGAUGGAGGUGAAAGUGGGGUCACUAUCAACUUGCCUGUCUUCUAUAAACACAACCAAAGUAGGGUGUAAUGAAUACCAAUACUGUACCAACAGAAGAACAUUUUUUUUUCUACUCAAAAUUCUAAUUCUAAUAAAAGUUUGGGGUUCAAGCUUAGAAAAUCUACCCAGAGAAAAGCACUUUCCAACCCUCUAAUUUGUCUGUAAUUUUAUGAAUAUUACAAUAUUUUUCCUGAUAGUUGUUCAGUUUCUACUGAAAAUUAAAUAAAAGAGGGGAAAAAUUGUUAAACCAAUUAUUUUUUGAUAAAAUAUGAAAGGCAGAUGGGCUAACUAUGGUCAAAAAUGUGAUUUCAGUGUUCAGAAAUAUGCUUCUUUGCAAGGUAUUGUGAUCACAACAUAUUGUUUUCCUGUCUGUACUGCAACUUCAGACAAAUAGUAUUCAGAAUUUAAAUACAGUAAAUUAUUUCUAUUAGUUUGUUCCCCUAAACAUUGGUCUAUCAAAAAUUCUCAGUAUUUCAUUCACCCAGAACUCUAGGCUGGAAGUUAUUCAAGAAAUUGGUUCAUCUCUAUUUUUUGUACAGUAAUUGGUAUCUAUACAACUUGAACAAUAAUAACUAAUAAAUAGCCAUAAUGUAUUAUAUAGUUUAUCGUUGCAGUCACUCUCCCAGAGCCAAUGCGUAUAUAAUCCCAUAAUUCCAAGUGCGAUGUAAGUGAGAAGUUCACAAGUUACUUGGAUGAUUGCCAGGAAUAUUUUGUAGGCUACUGUCCUCUGUCCUCACAUUAAUUUACAACAAGAUUAACCUUUAACAUAACUUUAGCCUCUCAUCAUGGCUGUAUGAUUUGUAUUCAAAAGUUAUUAAUCCACUUUUGUUGAAUACAGCCUGAUAUAAACACAAUAGGAUUGUCUACUAUCACUUAAUCAAAGGCUACCAUAGCACUAUAUUUUGUGAUAGUUCAGAGGAAUGAUGUUUUUUGAAAGGAAAGUCUAAAUUUUUUGAAGUGUAACGAUGAUUCUGUGGAUUCUUUAUAAAUUUCGAUGGAUACAGAAAAUGAUAUAUCUGAAAAUUCUGUAUGUCAAAAGAUGUAUGUAGAUGACCAUGCUUUACAAUUAUCUGUACAUAAUACAUAUGCAUUUUUUAAGCUGGCCAUCAGUUGUACCUCAAGUACAGUACUGGUAAAUAACAUGUGAGAGGUUAUAGGUCACAUAUGAGCCAGAUGGAAGAUCUUAUUGAACUUAGUAUAAUACAAAGUGGGACUAUGGCAAGCCAUUUUACCAUUUACCCUUUAAAUUGUACUUAGGACAAUUGUACUUUACUUUCAUUAAAUACAAUUAACUUAUGCUAAUUCAAAUACGUAUGCUAAUUCAAAUACGUAUGCUUGUUUAAAUUAACUUAAGUAGAAUAUUUCACUGAAGUGUAAUUAUGUAAAAAAACAUUUUACUUUAAGUACAAUUAAAUUGCACCUUACCUCAUGGACAUAUUGUUCAUUAAAAAAAGAUAACACAGUAAUUCAGCACUUGGAAUCCUUUAUACUUUUCAACAAACUAAAUUAUAAGCAUUAAGUAGUAUUUAAAUAGAUUAAAGUAUAUAGGUCUGUAUUGGUGGUUGUAAAAUGAACUUAUUGAAUGCUUUAUUGAACCUGUCUCUUACAUACUUCAUUUUUAUUUAUUACUAUGUAAAGAAAUAUAAUAUGGUUAUUUUCAUAUCUGUACUUUAAGAAAAACUUAUACUAAGAAGUAGUUACCUCCAAACGUGUUAUUUUUCGAACUGUAUGAUAAUAUUUUACCAGUCAUGCUUCCAACCAUAUUAACCAUCUGAAAAGUGUGCUUUUCUUCAGCAUGCAGAACCAUUGUGAUUUAUGUAUAUUUUUUUUCUCGAAAUUAUAUAUAGUGUCACUGUUCCUUUUUUUUUUGUAUUUUAUGUAAUUUAAUUUGAUGGAUCAACGAUGAUUUUUGCCAAAUCAAUAAUAUUAGUAUUUUUUAUCUGAUUGUUGUGCUAAUUCAGUAGUAGAUAAAACAACGAUUAUUUCUUAUAGUAAGAUUGUAGAAAAUGAGCACCAAAUUUUGACAAUCAUGACGAUAAUGUAUCGAUGAAAAUCAGAUGAAAGAUAUUUUUUUAUAAGUCAUGUCUUCAAAAAACAGCUUGGCAUUGUUAUAAAGCAACUAUCCUUGAAAUGCUACUGUAUAUUCCUACUAGGUACAGUGCACCCUCUAGUUCGAGAUGAGUGGCGUAUUUGGGAGUCUUGAAAUGGGUGGGGGGGCUGAUGAGUUUGUGAAGGUGAAGUGGGGGGGCCUAGAUGGUUAGGUGAGGGUGCACUAACUUGCAAAAUAAGGUGAUAUUUGAGGUGAUUUUUAACUACAGUACUUGACUGAUUUUUGGGGAGUUGACUGGUGAGAGUGUGUUUCCCUUGGAUACGUCACUGUUGGAGACCACUUUUUCAAUGAACCAAGUGACAAUCUUCAAUCUAUUAGCAACAAACUCACCCUCUAUGUGGAGCCUGAACCUUGAGACACCCCAAAUUUUCUGGUCCUGAAGGUCGUCUCGAAUUGGAGGGCGAACUGUAUCUUGGCAUCAAGUGUUUCACUUACUGAUACAUUCAUUAUGUUGAUGUUCUUAAAAUUUGGUGCUCUACUAAAUUUAAAUUCUAUUUUUUUAGCAGUUGAAGACAAGUUAUAUACUUUUCUUCAACUGCUAAAAAAUAUAAUCUAUUUUUUAGCAGUUGAAGACAAGUUCUAUACAUUACAUAGAGCUUAUAUAGAGCAGAAGAUGUCUUGCUUUGAGUAUGCUUAUAGAUUACUAUGGUAUAUAGCUUAGCUAUUUAUAUGUGCUAGUAUUAGAGACUGCAUUGCUGCAUAUUUUUUUUAUUUUUAUUUAAAUUUAGUUUGUGUAAACAAAGUGUUAAAAUGUUUCAUGUGAUACGAUAAGAAUGGAUACAUUUCCAAAAACAAGAGCUUGAUAAAUUGAACAUUCAGAUUCACCUUGAAUUUGUUACCAACGAUAAGAAAGUAUAAAUAAAACAUUUUUACUUAUAUUUGUACUGAUAAAUUAAUUAUACCUUAAUUCAAUAAAUUGGAUAUAUUUUACUACAAAUUAUUUUAUACACUUGCAUAUUGAUCAUUAUUGAGAAUGGUUUUACUGUACUUUCAGAGAAAGUGUUACUGGUCAUGCUGGUAAAACUAUGGAGUUGCUAGAGGUAGCUUCAUGAUUGAACCAGACAAUAUCUGUCUUUGUUUUGGAGGUAUUCAUGUCAACCUACAUUUGUAUUAAAGGUGUAUUGUCCCAUGCAAAAUACCAACAAUAUCAUAAAAGUCAUUUUAAAAAUUAAUUUGCUAAUUUUGAAAUAAGUAACAAAAAUUAUCAACUUACACAAAAAUUAGUAGUCUAUAUUUGAAAAAUGUUAACCCACAAUUUACAGCGAAAAAUGAUAGAAACUCUUCCAGUUAAAGGCAAAUAGAAAAGUUUAUUAGAUUACCACUCCCGCCCACAUCAAAAAUUCGGGAAAUAUUAAUGCGGGAAUUUUUUUUUUAAAUUUUUGCUGCAUCAAUUAUUUCAACAGCAUAAAAAUAAGUGCAUUUUUGUGACAAUAUUUGCUAUUACUAGCCAAUAUAUGAACAGUUCCUCCUUCAUCGAUAAAAAUAGAAGCGAAAUAAUCUAUUGUUUCGAUUAAAAAAUUUUUUAAAAACCCGCCCUCCCUCAUCGAUUAAUUUUUUUAAAAGAGUGAUAAUCUAAUAAUUUUUUCUAUGUGCCCUUAGUGGAAGUGUUUUAUUGUUUUUAUCAUCAUUAUCCAGUAUAAAAAUUAGGAUAAUGUACAAGUUCAUAAUUUGCAUGUUACUGCAAAAUGAGCAAGUUAAUUCAAAAAUUAUUGUGUAUGAUUUUUUCUCAUUUUCUGGGGACAGAAAUUAUCGUAGAAUUUCUGUUAAAAUUUUCAAGCAAUUUAUUGCAGACUUUACCAGUAAUACUGUACUGUGCUACUAAACUUCAAUGUUCAUCCUGCACUGUAGUACCAUUGUAUUUUAGUGAUAGCUCCAUAAUACAAAGUUUUAAUGUUCGUAGUUCAAAUUACUACUGUUUCCAAAAUGUGUAUAUUGUUUUUAUGCAACACGAAUCACUUGUUGUUCAGGCAUAUUUUUUAUUAUUUUCUAAAACAAACAGUAUAAUUGUUAAAAUACCUAAAGCUGCAGGCUUGGUAUGGCCGUCUUUUGUGUUGCAGUUAUUUGCCUCAAAGUUGAUUAUUAUUCUAAAUUCGAGCUCCAAGGCUUACAAAAGAGGGAUAAAAAGCGCAAUUAUGGGGGUAAUUAAGCAGGUAUUUGGUACAUUGCAGAGGAAAAGUUAACUUCUUUUUUUAAAUGAAUACUUCUUGUGCUUGACUUGAUCCUUUUGUUUUUUCCUUUAUAUGUUGAUUUAGAUAAACAUGUUAGCUCCGGUUUCAUUCCUCUUAAGUAUCCAAUGAAUUUUAAAUUCUAUUGUAAAGCUUCACCCUUGCUUAUAGUUCCCACAUACUAAUAGUGUUUAUAAUUCCUGGCAGUGAGAACGUAAUAUAAAAGUUAGUGAUACAGCAUUGCACAAAUUUCCAAUAAAUUGAGUGAUAAUAUUCAGACACAAUGGAACACUUAUCUUUACCAAGCAUCGCUACAUUUAGUUUGAUCGUGAUCCUUCAUUUUUAUAACAUACUCUAUAUUUUCUAAGUUACUGUGUAAGGAUAAAAUUCGAGUUUAGUGUCGUCAAUUUGUGUAAAUACAUAUACAUAUACCGUAGUGCAAUUCCGCUGUAUAACUCACUGGUUAAGUUUAUCUUGCAUUGUAGAUGAUCUACUGUAAACAAAUAUUAUAAUAAAACAACAGUUUCGUUUGCAGACAAGCCGAAAUGAGGCUUUGGAGUUUGCCAAAGACUCAAUGUCAAUAUUAUUAUUCAAAUAAAGUUUCUUAUUAAAAGAAAAAAAA